Messenger RNA from Daldinia caldariorum, 2496 nucleotides. Its product is annotated as voltage-gated potassium channel. Bases 292 to 2205 code for a protein of 637 amino acids. Gene Ontology annotation, cellular component: membrane. The transcript is spliced from 3 exons. Gene Ontology annotation, molecular function: potassium ion leak channel activity. The record is from RefSeq and is a predicted model, not a curated record. Gene Ontology annotation, biological process: potassium ion transmembrane transport; stabilization of membrane potential. Lineage: Eukaryota; Fungi; Ascomycota; Sordariomycetes; Xylariales; Hypoxylaceae.
UCCAUAUCAAGACAUGCGCCUGACCCUCCUUUGUCAACUUAUAUACCACCUAUAUAUAUCUAUCUACCUACCUAGGUAGGUACCUAAGGUAGCUACCUAUCUAGUAAAUAAAUAAAUUAAUAAAUUAUCAUCACCAACACAUCUAACAAUCGUUAUCUAAAUCUACGAUACAUCUAAAUAAGUAACAAAAAGAUGUUACACUUGUCAUCUCUCCCAGGCUAGACAACCUUGCUCCACGAACACCAACACAAAAUAAUUCGAAUAUGAGUGUUUACUAUCGACUUUCUCAAAAUGGACGAUGCAAACUUGAAUAAUAUUAUCGCCGAGCAUUCGCAAGCCGUCGAUAGCUUGGGUCACAAGAAGGUCAGGAAUAGACGUAUCAUGAAUGAUCGGCUUCAUCUCCAUCCCAGCCGUUGGUGGCUUGCGUCAGCCGCGUUUCCCAUGAUAGCGGGGACUUUGGGUCCCGUAGCUUCGGCAUUCAGUAUCUGCUCGCUUGUCAAGUAUUGGAGGCAGCAUAUUCCUCCAGGGUCCGACGUUACCGAGGCCGUCUAUGUCAAGGACCCUCCGUGGCUAACAGCGGUGAACGCUGUCCAGCUAGUCGUCGCCAUAGUCGCAAACAUGUUUCUCCUCCUGAACAUGACGAAAAGGGUGCGGUUCUCCAUCGCCCAGCCUAUCACGAUAGCAGGUUGGUAUAUCUCGGCAAUCUGUCUCGUUUCUCUAUGCGCUACGGCGUCUGGGCCCUUGGUCUUGCAGCCCAAGAUUGAAUAUGUUUGGUCUCAAGCUUUCUAUUACGGCUUAUUCGCAGCCGUCCUCUACUUCAUUGUCGCGUCUCUUAUGGUCGUCACCGUCUGGGGUGCUGAGACCGGCCACUACGGCAAAGAUUUCGCGCUGACGAUCAGUCAGAGGACGUUAAUGCUUCAGACUAUUGUCUUCCUAAUAUACCUUCUUCUAGGCGCUUUCGUCUUCUCCAAGAUCGAGGGUUGGGAUUACCUUAAUGCCGUAUAUUGGGCAGAUAUGACUCUCUUCGCCGUAGGCUUUGGUGAUAUAUCCCCCCAGACCAGUCUUGCUCGCGGUCUUGUCGUUCCAUACGCACUCAUCGGCCUUAUCACUGUCGGUCUUGUGAUCGGAUCGAUACGGAGUAUGAUUCUUGAACGCGGCAAACAUAGGCUCGACGCGCGUAUACUGGAGAAGCAACGCCGUUCAUUAGUACGACGCAUCUCGCGCAAAGGACACAGCCAUAUCCUCAAGCCGGUCAACGACGAAGCUUCCGAUGCUUCUCCUUCAAACCCUCGAAACCCUCGCUGGACAGAAUUCGACCGUCGUCGAAAGGAAUUUCAGCUAAUGCGUAAGGUUCAACGAAAAGCGUCGCAAAGAGAAAGGUGGACUGCGAUGGCCCUAUCUACCACAACUUGGCUCUUGCUCUGGCUCGUGGGUGCCAAGAUUUUCCAAAGCUGCGAAUAUCCCUACCAAGGGUGGUCGUACUUUGACGGGUUCUAUUUCUCAUUCACGGCUCUGACAACCAUCGGGUACGGUGAUCUCACCCCGGUAUCGAACCCGGCCAAGGCCUUCUUUGUAUUUUGGUCCCUGCUCGCCUUGCCCACCACGACUUUUCUCAUAUCAGACGCGGGGGACACAAUUGUGAAGGGCAUUGAAGACGGCACGCUUCUCGUCGGAAGUAUCACAAUCUUGCCCGGAGACUCCGGCUUUAGGACGGGGAUAAAGCAGCUAUUAUCGAAGCUGUCCUGCGGCGUGUUGUUCCCGGACGAAGAUGCUGAAGAAUCUCCCCCGGGCUUUCUAGGCGCGGCCAGUGAGCAUCAUACAAACGACAAGAGCGACGAUGAGGAGAAGGGCACAAAGGCGUCUAGUUCGACCGACGUCAACGACGCAGAAAGUAAUCUUCGAGCCGAAAAGGACGCCGAGAACGGGGAGGCACGAACAUUAACAUCGUCGCCAUCACCGCCGACAAAAUCCAUUUCAACAACCAACGGAGAAGACCCCUCAUCCAAGUCUCCGCCCGCCCGAGAAUCGAAGGCGAAGAUGAAUUCAUCCCCCGGACGCUCCCCCUCCGUGACCCGCGAAGGCUUUCCCACCGAACUCCCCAAGUCCCGCGCCGAGUAUCACCUCAUCCUGAUCGACGAGAUCAUCCGCGUGACUCAGCACCUGCGGCACGAACCGCAGCGCAAGUACACGUAUAAGGAGUGGUAAGGUUUUUUUUUUCUUUUUUGGUGCUGGUGGUUGUGAAAGCUGUGGUGGUUCUAAUUUCGUCUGGUACUAAUUCAAAUCUAAAGGGUCUGGUACCUCCGACUCAUCGGCGAAGACGAGAGCAGCGCCAAGAACCACCUCCCACCGGAGCACCAUCCACCGGAAGAACCGCGUCGCGAGAGAGCCGCGAACCGGUUGUGCGGGGCCCCCGCGACAUCUGUGAACGCGGGAGAUAACGAUCCGUCAAGGGAGGGCGGGGGAAGUAGUAACGAUAACGGUAGCGGUGGCGGCGGG